AUGAGACGGCGUGAAUCAGGCCUUCAUGGUCAAACUGCUGCAAAGAAACCACGACUGAAGGAGACCAAGAAGAAGGAGAGAACCGCUCAGGCCAGCAAACACAAGAAAUGGACAUUAGACCAGUGGGAGUAUGUGCUUUGCUCUGAAGAGGAGUCCAAGUUUAUGGUUCCAACAAAUGUGUCUUUAAGAGACACAGAGAAGGUGAAGGGAUGGUGGAUUCCCACUGCGAAGGAGGAGGGCUGUUUGACCACAAUGGCAAGUGGUGGAGUGCUGCAGCAGGUCCUACACCUGGCUGACAUGGUCUGGGAUGAGCUGCACUGCAGAGUGAAGAAAAAGAGAGAGAGUGUGAGAGGAGAGGAGCAGAGAAAACCUGCAUUUUUCACAUCUUGUGUAUUUUUGGUAGUGAUAGUAAACAUUUGUGUUUUCCUUCACUUCAGUCGAGACAUUUAUCAAAUCUGGGAAAAACGUUCCCUCUUCUCCUCAAUCUGUUUCAUCCCACUGUUUCCUUCCUCCUUCCAGAGUCGUCUUCUUCCCAGUCUGGACAAGUCUCCCUGUAGCCUCCACGAUCUCCGUAUCAAGUGUGAGAUAAAAGCAAAAAGGGACAGACGGGAAAAAGACAGCAAGGGACCCGGAGAGGACAGAACAGAGACUUUAUUUCCUCAGCCCCAGGUGACCAGAGGCUCUUGCCAACCAUCCCCAGAGCUUCUCUUCCUCUUUGUAAAGUCAGUCUUCUCCCCAGAGCUUUCCCCCAGCUCUCGUCCCUGUGGAUCCUAUCCUCUGCACCAACCACCUGUCCUGAACCCUGCCAAGAUUAAACAGGCUUCCAUCAUCCAAAGAAAUCUUCUGAUAUCAGCUCCUGGUGUCGUCAUCUUCAUUCUAGUCUGCAGUUGCAUUACAUCACCAGACGACCUGCAGAAAGGUCUAGGCUGCAUCAAACUCGGCUCAUAUGGCGGUGAUGACUCACAGGGUUCCCAGCAAGAGAGGGUCUGACUGCCGAUUUCACUGAAAGGCUAAUGUUUACUGGUCGACAAGGCUAACAGUUCAGUCCUGGCUACGUCAGGGCCAUGACACCGAGCUGCUUUAAUGGCCAAUUAGAGCUGGCAUAGCAUGGAGGAGUCAGACAUGUGGAGGAGAUUAGAGUCAUGAUGCCAUCAGGUCAAAGCUGCUCCACGAGGAAGCAGUGGGCAUAGCGCUGAGCGGAGGAAGGCAUGCUUUGAUCUGUCCAAUGCUUCCCCUUUACACUGAUACUUCCUGUCAGGGGGGAGGGGAGAAAAGGAGGUUUGGACAGAGUCUGUGUGCCAGGACUCCA
Monopterus albus (swamp eel) is the source of this 1309-nucleotide messenger RNA. RefSeq lists its product as uncharacterized. The record is from RefSeq and is a predicted model, not a curated record. The coding region runs from base 1 to 990 and encodes 329 amino acids. The transcript has 4 exons. NCBI's taxonomy places the organism in Eukaryota, Metazoa, Chordata, Actinopteri, Synbranchiformes, Synbranchidae.